AUGGCUAAGUCCUACAGUGGAGGGUCUUACGUGGACAAAUCAUAUAUGGACAAGUCAUAUAUGGAUAAGUCUUACGCUGACCAGUCGUACCUGGGCACCGUUUACACGGGCUAUGAUGACGAGGAGGCAAAGAAACAAGCCUUGGAGGAGCAGAUUAAGACUGAGAAGAAGAAGAGAAGGGACGCAAUGCACUGUGAGGUGGUGGCGCUGGUCAUAGGUUUCCUCGGACUGAUCGGGGUUGCCGCGGUCACGGGCCUGCCUAUGUGGAAGGUGACGGCCUUUAUCGAAGAGAACAUCAUUGUCAUGGAGACACGUUGGGAAGGCCUGUGGAUGAACUGUUUCAGACAAGCCAACAUCAGGAUGCAGUGUAAGGUGUACGACUCUCUGUUGUUCUUGCCUCCAGAGCUGCAGGCCUCCAGGGGCCUCAUGUGUGCCUCCGUCGCCUUGAGUACCUUUGCCUGCGUGGUGUCGGCCGUCGGGAUGCGUUGCACCAAGCUGGUCGACUCCCGUCCACGCACCAAACACAUCGUCAUGGUCAGCGGAGGUUGUCUCUACCUUAUGGGCUGCAUUACCACCCUCAUCCCUGUCUCCUGGACCGGGCACGUCAUCAUCCAGGAUUUCUAUAACCCUUUGUUGAUCGACGCCCAGCGUAGGGAACUAGGAGAAGCUCUCUACAUUGGCUGGUGCACGUCGGCGCUUCUCUUCACGGCCGGGGUGAUCCUGCUGUGUCGCCAUGCUCCGCGGACGCAGGAGACGGAAGAUCUCAGCCAAGUCACGUACCGGGCGGGUUCGGCGCCGGCGUACAACUACUACAAACCCGAAUACGCUUAUCAACCAGCCUACAGCUACCAACCAGCCUACAGCUACCAGCCGGCCUACACCCCUAUGCCGCCACCAGGAUCUGUGAUAUACAGCCCUCGAGGAUACUAA
Chanos chanos (milkfish) is the source of this 930-nucleotide messenger RNA. RefSeq names its product claudin-8-like. NCBI's taxonomy places the organism in Eukaryota, Metazoa, Chordata, Actinopteri, Gonorynchiformes, Chanidae. The record is from RefSeq and is a predicted model, not a curated record. Bases 1 to 930 code for a protein of 309 amino acids. Gene Ontology annotation, molecular function: structural molecule activity. The transcript has a single exon. Gene Ontology annotation, cellular component: membrane; bicellular tight junction.